CCGGAUAGUUAUCGAGUCAUUUUAUUUGCGCCUCAACUGUGAGAUUUUUGGUCAUCUUAGUGUGAAGUGUUUCGGUUUCUGUUCCUAAUAAUUCAGUAUGUUUCGAUUGAAGGCGUUCGUGUUUUCAGCUGUGCUGUGUAGUUUAGUAGUGCUAGGUCAAGGAGAUGCUUCAACGGAAAAACCGGUGACCAUAACAGUACCGAAGCCAACCACUACUACUCCAGCUCCAGAAACAACAAGCUCCACCACUCUCUCCUCUACCACAUCAUCAACAGAAGCACCGACCACUCCCAGUUCAACUUCCACAACAUCGACCACUGAGGUGCCGCCCACUGAGCCCCCUAAACCGACCCCUCCUCCAGCCCCUACUCCCUUACCUGCACCAACCCAGGGCACGUGGCAUUAUGAUGAGAAGAAUGUGACCUGCAUAGUUGUACAGUUUGCUGCGAGGCUUAAUGUUACAUACACUAUGAAAAACUGUGAGUAUUGCUUCAUUGUGGUAUUAUCUUGAUAUCUCCAACCAACA
Molecule: messenger RNA, 526 nt
Organism: Hyposmocoma kahamanoa
Lineage: Eukaryota; Metazoa; Arthropoda; Insecta; Lepidoptera; Cosmopterigidae
Product: classical arabinogalactan protein 10-like
Exons: 2
Coding region: 98-511 (137 amino acids)
Source: RefSeq, a predicted model, not a curated record